AUGGCAGAAUCCGUUACAGAAUUGCCAUUAAAUAUAGAAGAAACUGUUAAGGAAACCUUAACGAAUGCUACGGAUAAACCACCAAGCAGCAUCGAGGGCAUUGCGAUCGCGUACUUAAGUUUGGUCAUUAUGGCUGUUUUACCCAUAUUUUUCGGUUCCUUUCGGUCUGUGAAGUACCUAAAAGAGCAGAAGGAGUCUGGGGAGCGUACCGAGACAAUGUCUAACAAGGAUGCCCUGAUGUUCCCGCUAAUAGCAUCAUGCGCUCUUUUCGCUCUAUAUGUGUUUUUCCAGUUCUUCUCUAAAGAAUAUAUCAAUCUUCUCCUUACUGGAUAUUUCUUCUUCCUUGGUGUAUUGGCCCUGAGUCACCUUCUGAGCCCCGUCAUCGCUCUCGUGGUCCCGGCUUCGAUACCCAACGUCCCCUACCACGUGCACUUCACCCGCGGCGAGAGGGACACUCGCUCGGACAUCAUCAACUACAAGUUCACCUCUUACGACGUGAUCUGCCUCCUCAUCUCGCUGUGCCUCGGCGCCUGGUACCUGUUGAAGAAGCACUGGAUCGCGAACAACCUGUUCGGCAUAGCGUUCGCCGUGAACGGCGUUGAGCUGCUGCACCUGAACAACGUGGUGACCGGCUGCAUCCUGCUCAGCGGGCUGUUCCUCUACGACAUCUUCUGGGUGUUCGGCACCAACGUGAUGGUCACCGUCGCCAAGUCCUUCGAGGCGCCGAUCAAGCUGGUGUUCCCGCAGGACCUGCUCGCGAACGGGCUGAGCGCGAGCAACUUCGCGAUGCUCGGCCUCGGCGACAUCGUGGUGCCGGGCAUCUUCAUCGCGCUGCUGCUGCGGUUCGACAAGUCGCUGCAGCGCGGCAGCGAGCUGUACUUCCGCGCCACGUUCGCCGCGUACGUGGCGGGGCUGCUGGCCACCAUCCUGGUGAUGCACGUGUGGCGGCACGCGCAGCCCGCGCUGCUCUACCUGGUGCCCGCCUGCCUCGCCACGCCGCUCGCGCUGGCGCUGCUCAAGGGCGACAUCAACGCCCUCUUCAACUACGAAGACCAGCCAGCCGUCGAGGAGCCGGUCUCCGAGGGCGCCAAGGCCAAGAAGACCGAAGCAGGGGAGCGAACGAUCAUCGAGGGCUGGCGGUGGAGCACCGCCGCCCGCCUCACGCUCAGGGCGCCGCGCCACGCCUCCUCAUCGCGGCUGGAU
Molecule: messenger RNA, 1203 nt
Organism: Iphiclides podalirius (scarce swallowtail)
Lineage: Eukaryota; Metazoa; Arthropoda; Insecta; Lepidoptera; Papilionidae
Source: the annotation of a GenBank genome assembly